AUGAAGGGGAAACAGUGCUUCUUGGUCCUGCGUCACCAGCAGUUUACCGUGCAGGCCCUGCUCGCCGUGGGAGAUCGUGCAAGCAAGCAGAUGGUCAAGUUUGCAGCUAAGUUGUUUUCUUCUCUAGGGAAACAGUGCUUCUUGGUCCUGCGUCACCAGCAGUUUACCGUGCAGGCCCUGCUCGCCGUGGGAGAUCGUGCAAGCAAGCAGAUGGUCAAGUUUGCAGCUAACCUCACGAAGGAGAGCAUCAUUGACGUGGAGGCCGUGGUGAAGAAGGUGGAGCAGAAGAUAGAGAGCUGUUCCCAGCAGGAUGUGGAGCUCCAUGUGGAGAGGAUCUUUGUGAUCAGCCAGUCUGAGGCCAGACUUCCUCUUCAGCUUGAAGAUGCUGUCAGGCCAGAGGGAGAAGGAGACGAGGAGGGAAGAGCCACUGUCAAUCAGGACACUAGACUGGACAACAGAGUUAUCGAUCUGAGGACCACGACCAGCCAGGCCAUCUUCAGGCUGCAGUCGGGCGUAUGUCAGCUCUUCAGAGACACGCUUAUCAACAAGGGCUUUGUGGAGAUCCAGACCCCCAAAAUCAUCUCUGCUGCCAGCGAGGGUGGAGCAAAUGUCUUCACCGUCUCCUACUUUAAAACCAGUGCAUACCUGGCCCAGUCGCCUCAGCUCUACAAGCAGAUGUGCAUUUGUGCUGACUUUGACAAAGUCUUCUGUGUCGGACCAGUGUUCAGGGCUGAGGACUCCAACACUCAUCGCCAUCUGACCGAGUUUGUGGGGCUGGAUAUUGAAAUGGCUUUCAAUUACCAUUACCAUGAGGUCAUUGACUCCAUUACUGACACCAUGGUUCAGAUCUUUAAGGGACUACGUGACCGGUUCCAGACAGAGAUCCAGACGGUGAAUAAGCAGUAUCCCAGUGAGCCGUUCAAGUUCCUGGAGCCCACGCUGAGACUGGAGUAUAAGGAGGCAGUGGCAAUGCUCAGAGCUGCUGGGGUGGAAAUGGGGGAUGAAGAAGAUUUGAGCACACCUAAUGAAAAGCUGCUUGGUCGUCUUGUGAAAGAGAAGUAUGACACUGACUUCUAUGUGCUGGACAAAUACCCCUUGGCGGUAAGGCCGUUCUACACCAUGCCUGACCCCAACAACCCGAAAUACUCCAACUCGUAUGACAUGUUCAUGAGAGGAGAGGAGAUCCUGUCUGGAGCUCAGAGAGUCCACGAUGCCCAGCUGCUCACUGAAAGAGCAAUGCACCACGGCAUCGACUUGGAGAAGAUCAAGGCCUACAUUGACUCGUUCCGUUAUGGAGCUCCUCCUCAUGCUGGCGGUGGCAUAGGUCUGGAGAGAGUGACCAUGUUUUAUCUCGGCCUACAUAAUGUACGUCAGACCUCCAUGUUCCCUCGUGACCCUAAACGCCUGACCCCAUAAAGAUUAAAGCAGCCAGUCGGCUUCUCGUCUCCCGUCCUGCCUGAAGCAGUAGAACCUCUCGGACACCCAGCCGUCAGGGAUCUGGACGUGCCAGGAUGUGGAAGUGCCAUGAUGAUUAACCGACACAAAUUCAGCCACUUUUAUAAUACUUAUCACCAGACACAACAUUACGGAUGUUAGAUAAAACUAAUGUACAUUGAAGGGAAUCGGUGUUAACUGCUAUAUAAUACAGGUGAUAUUGUGACAUGUAUUAUUAAAAUCAUACUGUACAUGUAGGUGUUUUUCUACGGAUGAUGUUCCUUGACACCAAGAUUUUGAGAAUUUUAACAAAUAAUUUAAACAGUACAUGCACAAUAAAUUAACUAAAUGGUACGUUUCUGAGUAU
This is a messenger RNA of Sinocyclocheilus rhinocerous, 1801 nucleotides long. RefSeq names its product aspartate--tRNA ligase, cytoplasmic-like. Gene Ontology annotation, biological process: aspartyl-tRNA aminoacylation. The record is from RefSeq and is a predicted model, not a curated record. Lineage: Eukaryota; Metazoa; Chordata; Actinopteri; Cypriniformes; Cyprinidae. The transcript has 15 exons. Gene Ontology annotation, cellular component: cytoplasm; aminoacyl-tRNA synthetase multienzyme complex; cytosol. Gene Ontology annotation, molecular function: aspartate-tRNA ligase activity; ATP binding; RNA binding. The coding region runs from base 1 to 1416 and encodes 471 amino acids.